AUGCGCAAUUGGAAUUGGGAUGUGCAUUUUCUAAGUGGAUUGCGCAGUUUUCACAUUCGUCUUGGAAAUAACACAUUGCAUUCUGAUGGAAAAUGCACGAAACCCAAUUGGAUUGCACAUGCACUCAAUAAAAUACUCAAUAAAAUAUCUGAAAAGUCGGAGUAUCAGUUAACGACAGAAGUAAAUGGAUUAGAAUAA
Molecule: messenger RNA, 198 nt
Organism: Clunio marinus
Lineage: Eukaryota; Metazoa; Arthropoda; Insecta; Diptera; Chironomidae
Source: the annotation of a GenBank genome assembly